GUUAGGAGGGGAGUUUCGCAUGGCCACCUCAGCCCCCCCAUAAGAAGAAAGGGAAUGGGAAGCAGGAGGAAGCAGAGCAGCAUCCCCACCCCCCUUGGCAGUGGCUCAAAGGCAGAUCCGCAGCCAGAGACCUAGGCAGACUGAAGCCAGCACCCUCCCGCAAAGCAACGCAAUUGCCGGCCUUUGUCGCUCCUCCUCUGCUGCACCUGUCAGGAUCGGGACCCUGAGAAAGGGGUCUGGAAGGGGGGUCCCUUGAGCUGCAGACCCCUGGGAGGAAGAAGAGAAGGACCAGGAGGAGAAGGAGGAUUAGGAUUAUUAUUUGCAUCUCAAUGGAGACACACAGCUGCAAUUGAGGAAGAGGAGGAUUAUUCUAAUAUCAUCAUCAUCAUCAUCUCAGUGGCAAUAGAGGAGGAAGAAGAGGGUGAGAAGGAUUAUUAUUAUUUUUUAUUAUUAUUAUUCACAUCUUAAUGGAGGCACAAAGCGGCUCUUGAGGAGGAGGAGGAGGAAGAGGAUUAUUAUCAUCUCGAUGGAGAAUCAAAGCAUAUAUUGAGGAAAGAGAAGAAGUAUUGUAUUAUAUUAUUGUUGUUGUUGACAUUUCAAUGGAGACCCAAAGCUGCUCCUGAGGAAGAGGAGGAGGAGGAAGAAGAGACGGAUGAGAAGGAUUAUAUUAUUAUUUCCAUCUCAAUAGAGACACACAGCGGCUGUUGAGGAGAAGGAAGAAAAGGGCGAGGAGGACUAAAAGGAUUAUUAUUAUUAUUUUAUUAUAUUAUCAUCGUCAUCUUCAAUGGGGACACAAAGCGGCAAUUGAGGAGGAAGAAGAGAAAGAGAAGAGUGUGAAGUAUUAUUAUUAUAUAUUAUAAUAAUCUCAAUGAAGACUCAAAGCAGCUAUUGAGGAGGAGAGAGAGAAGGACAAGAAGGAUUAUUAUUAUUAUUAUUAUUAUUUACAUCUUCAUGGGGACACAAAGUGGCAAUUGAAGAGGAGGGUGAGAUUAUAUUAUUAUUAUUAUUAUUAUUAUUAUUAUUUGCAUCUUAAUGGAGACACAAAGCGGCAAUUAAGGAGGAGGGUGAGAUUAUUAUUAUUAUUUACAUCUUAAUGGGGACACAAAGUGGCAAUUGAAAAGGGGGGUGAGAUUAUAUUAUUAUUAUUAUUAUUAUUAUUAUUAUUAUUAUUAUUAUUAUUUGCAUCUUAAUAGAGACACAAAGUGGCAAUUGAGGAGGGUGAGAUUAUUAUUAUUAUUAUUAUUUAUGUCUUAAUGGGGAAACAAAGUGGCAAUUGAAGAUAGAUAGGCAUAAUAUUAUUAUUAUUAUUAUUUACGUAUUAAUGGGGACACAAAGCAGCAAUUAAGGAGGAGGGUGAGAUUAUUAUUAUUAUUAUCUCAAUGGAGACUCAAAGUGGCAAUUAAGCAGGAGGAGGGUGAGAUUAUAUUAUUAUUAUUAUUAUUAUUAUUAUUAUUAUUAUUAUUUACAUCUUAAUGGGAACACAAAGCGGCAAUUAAGGAGGAGGUGGCGAUUAAGGAGGAAGAGGGUGAGAUGAUGAUUAUUAUCUCAAUGGAGACACAAAGCUGCUGUUGAGAGGAGGAAGAGAAGAACCAAAGGAUCAUCAAUGGAGACACAAAGUGGGGAUUGAGGAGGAGGAAGACCACCUCCAUCAGCAGUGUCCUCCUUGAGCUGCCCACCUCCCUGAAGCUCUGAGAGGCCUCCUCAAUGCCAAGAGGAAGAGGAAGGAGAAGAGGAGGAGGAGGAAGGCCUUCGGCACCCUCACGCCACUCUUGACCUCUGUGGCCUCAUUGCCAGGAGGAAGAGGAGGAGGAGGAGGAGGAGGAGGAAGGCCUUUGGCGCCAGCAUUCCUAAGGCUCUAAGCCAGGAGGAAGAGGAGGAAGCAGGGCGCUGUCCCCGGAGGGUCCCCAAUGGGUGGUGGGGGUCAGAGACCCUCCUCUUUGCCCGCCUCCCCCUCCUCUCCCCCUUCCUCCCCCUCCUCCCUGGGAGCCCCCCUGCUGCUGCGCUGGAGCGAGGUGCCCCCCUCAGUGACGGAGAGCUUCAUCCUGAGCGGCUACCGCUGCCCGGGCUACUCCUUGACCCAGUGCCUGGCCUCCGCUUUCCGGCCCACCAAUGAGACGGGCAACUUCUGGACCCACUUCCUGGCCGUCUUUGUCUUCGCCUUCCGCUUCGGGGAGCUCUUCUGGGGGGCCGAGGGGCCUGGGGCGAAGGGGGCGUCCGACCCGUUCUACUACCCGCUCUGGAGCUACUUCCUGGGGGUCUGCGGCCUGCUGCUGGCCAGCAGCCUGGCCCACCUGCUCAACUCCAUGUCACUGGUCAUCCGUGAGGUCUGCUUCUACAUUGACUACGGCACCAUCAGCGCCUACACGGUGGGCUCCUCCUUGGCCUACUUCUACUACAUCUAUCCUCGUGGCGGAGAGACGGCAAUCUCUGCCAACCUCUCCUUGGCCCUAAGAUCGGACGUCGGCGGUCAUGCUCUGGGGUCGCGCCCCUGGCUGGAGGCCCUCUACGUGCCCAGCGCCUGCCUCAUUGCCCUCUUCUGCACUUUGGCCUGUUGCUGCACCCGCCGGCUCUGGCCGCGCCACCGUUACCUGAUCCGCACUUUGGUCUUCCUGCUGCCCUUCCUGGUGGUCUCGCUGCCCGUCUUCCACAAGCUGUGGCAUUCGGGGGCCGCGAUGGGGCCCACUGGCCACUUCUUCCUGCGCCACUGCGCCUGGCUACUGGCCUCGGGGGUCUUCAACGUCAGCAAGCUGCCCGAGCGCCUCAGCCCCGGCCGGUUUGACAUCUGGGGCCACAGCCACCAGUGGUUCCACUGCUGCACCUUCAUGAGCAUCCUGGACGAGCUGCACAUGAUCCGGGGGGAGAUCCGGGAGGUGGGACGCGGUCAUGGCGGGGUGGGGACCCCCACCUUCCUCUCCACGUUUGGGGUGAUGCUGCUCCUCCUGGCCCUCCUGGCUGCCCUCGUCACGUGGUUCGGGGUCCGAGAGAGCCACCGGCAGAACGGGGCCACCAGGAAGGAGGCCUAGUUAGAAGACAAGGCUUGACACGGGACCUGAAAUAUCUGAAAGGAUAUCACAUUGAGAAGCAGGCAAGGGUUGCUUUCCGCUGCUCUGGAGACGGAGACAACGGAGCCACAGAUGCAAAGAGACAUUGGGAAGAACUUCCUAAUGGUGAGAGCUGUUCAACCGUGGGUUACAUCGGAUGGCAUCUCCUUCUCUGAAGAUUUUAUUUCCCUGCCUGGCAGAAAAAGGGGUUGGACUGGAUGGCCUCUAGGGUCUCCUCCCGCCCUACGAUCCCUCCAGACUGAGCCACUGGAGGGUCUCGGACUGCAGGCCCCAGCCUCUCAAGACUAUAAACCCCUUCCUCUUGCUGGCUGGGGAUGAUGGAAUUGGCAACCAAAGAUGGACAUGGGACUGUGGGGCUCCCGAUACAGGUGAGGCCCACUUCCACCUACUUAUGGGGCUGCAAGGCAUGCAGGUUUCAAAAUCCACACUUGGGACGUGGGGCCAAAGGGGGAAUGGGAAAUAACUCCCCUUUGGCCCUCCUCCAGGUGUUUUGGACUCCAACUCCCACCAUUCCUAACAGCCUCAGGCCCCUUCCUUUUGCCCCUCAGCCGCUUAAGCGGCUGAGGGGCAAAAGGAAAGGGCCUGAGGCUGUUAGGAAUGGUGGGAGUUGGAGUCCAAAACACCUGGAGGAGGGCCAAAGUUGGCCCAUGCCUGAGUUAAACAAUGGAGGGCCAGGAAGUGAUGAAUCUCCCAGCAAGCCAUGCAAAUACACUAUGUUUGAAAGGCAAA
This is a messenger RNA of Anolis sagrei ordinatus, 3791 nucleotides long. NCBI's taxonomy places the organism in Eukaryota, Metazoa, Chordata, Lepidosauria, Squamata, Anolidae. The record is from RefSeq and is a predicted model, not a curated record.